AUGUCAAGUUAUAAAUCGUCUCUGGGCCUAAUCUAUUAUUUUACAUUAUCAGAUCAAAACAAUUGUCUUCCGAUUUAUCCAUUUGGGAAUCAAUUCUUGGAAUUUCCUGCUGGAAUUCCUUUGGUUUCCCUUUAUUGUCUUCAGACAACUCCUUCUCCAUCACCUCCGUUGUUUGCUUCAAAAACAGUAAUCACAUGCCAGCCUCUUAUGAUAAGAAUUGCCUCAUUCUUAGUUGAUGGAGUUGCGCCUCACAGUGCCACAUUUGCUGACUCCUCGGUUAACAGUUUGUCGUGUACUCUCAAAGAGUUUGAUCUAUCAGUUCCAUUUGAUGCUGAAGAAAUUGUAAAGUGCAGUGCAACUAGGACCGCUUGCUCCGAGUAA
Triticum turgidum subsp. durum (durum wheat) is the source of this 381-nucleotide messenger RNA. NCBI's taxonomy places the organism in Eukaryota, Viridiplantae, Streptophyta, Magnoliopsida, Poales, Poaceae. The record is from the annotation of a GenBank genome assembly.